Miscanthus lutarioriparius is the source of this 540-nucleotide messenger RNA. The record is from the annotation of a GenBank genome assembly. NCBI's taxonomy places the organism in Eukaryota, Viridiplantae, Streptophyta, Magnoliopsida, Poales, Poaceae.
AUGGCCGCAGGGAGCGGUGGCGGCUCGCGGCGCGCGCGUCCGAACGUGCUAGUGACGGGGACGCCGGGGACGGGGAAGACGACGACGUGCUCCCUCCUUGCCGACGCCGCAGGCCUCCGCCACGUCAACAUCGGCGACCUCGUCCGCGAGAAGAGCCUCCACGACGGCUGGGAUGACGACCUCGAGUGCCAUGUCAUCAACGAGGACCUGGUCUGCGAUGAGCUUGAGGACAUGAUGGAAGAAGGCGGUAUACUAGUAGAUUACCACGGAUGUGAUUUCUUUCCAGAACGUUGGUUUGACCUUGUAGUUGUGCUCCAGACUGACAACUCAAUUCUGCAUGAUCGCCUGACCAGCAGAGGUUACACGGGUUCCAAGCUCACGAACAACAUAGAGUGCGAAAUCUUCCAAGUGCUCCUCGAGGAGGCGAGGGAGAGCUACAGAGAGGACAUCGUGAUGCCAUUGCGAAGUGACAACGUGGAGGAUAUUAGUAGGAACGUGGGUGCAUUGACAGACUGGAUAAACAAUUGGAGACCUAGUUGA